Frieseomelitta varia is the source of this 471-nucleotide messenger RNA. It is a transcript of the gene tko, whose product is annotated as 40S ribosomal protein S12, mitochondrial. Gene Ontology annotation, biological process: translation. Gene Ontology annotation, cellular component: ribosome; small ribosomal subunit. Bases 36 to 389 code for a protein of 117 amino acids. Gene Ontology annotation, molecular function: structural constituent of ribosome. The record is from RefSeq and is a predicted model, not a curated record. Lineage: Eukaryota; Metazoa; Arthropoda; Insecta; Hymenoptera; Apidae. The transcript has 2 exons.
UACAUUAUUAUAAGUAUUUAAUCAAAUUAGGUUUCAUGCAGAUGAGGCUGGGAUCGUCAUUACGAAGGUUGCAUGAACUUGGACCGUUUAAAAGGGAGAAGAAAAAUAAAAAUCCUUUAGGAUUUGGGGUACCGUUUGCGAAAGGCGUAGUCUUAAAGACUGUAAUCAGGAAGCCAAAAAAGCCAAAUUCUGCGAAUCGAAAAUGCGUUGUCGUUCGCUUAUCAUCCGGCAAAGAAAUGGUUGCUUUUAUACCUGGUGAGGGUCACAAUCUUCAAGAGCAUAACGUCGUGCUGUGUCGACCAGGAAAAAUAAAGGAUACCCCAGGUGUUAAAAUCAGAUGCGUUCGUGGAAAGUAUGACCUGCCACACGUAGUAAAGAAAACUGAUUAGUCGUAUGAUAUGAUCUAUAAUAUGAUCGGUUUACGAUGGAUUUCUGAAAAUGUAUAAAAUAUAUAUAUUAUUUAUAUUAUUA